This is a messenger RNA of Gadus morhua (Atlantic cod), 2652 nucleotides long. RefSeq names its product wings apart-like protein homolog. The record is from RefSeq and is a predicted model, not a curated record. NCBI's taxonomy places the organism in Eukaryota, Metazoa, Chordata, Actinopteri, Gadiformes, Gadidae. The transcript is spliced from 9 exons. Bases 301 to 2652 code for a protein of 783 amino acids.
ACGCACCAUGGACCACUACAAGGAGGGGAGACCAAUGAAUGCUGUCGUCUGAACACAAGAGACAGUCUAAAAAGACAAGCGAGUCUAAUCUUGAUUAAAACACACACAUCACUGUCUGGGGGGACCGGGAGGGAUUGUCACAUUGAUCCCAGUAAACAGAGUCAACGUUAGUCGCGGUGCCGUUUUGGGACAGUCCGCCUUGUUGAUAUCCAGAGGAGCUGAAGGCCCGGGCUGUGGACAGCCUGCUCUUAGCCCCACGGUCUUUAGGAGCCCAUAAAAUAUGAUUCAUAGGCAACAACAAUGACGUCCAGAUUUGGUAAAACCUACAGUCGGAAGGGAGGGGAGGGCACGUCCAAGUUUGAUGAGGUACUGUCCAACAAGAGAGCCACCCUCAGCACCAAAUGGGGCGAGACCACCUACAAAGCCAAAGUGAGCUCCAAGCGCGUCGCCCCUGCCAGCAGUGCUGCAAAAAUUGACGCUCUGCGGGAAGGCCACAAGCGGCCCCGCAUGACAGAUGACAAAUCAGAGGAUCCAUAUGGCUUUGACAGCGACGACGAGUCCAAACCGGUGUCAUCCCGGUCAGGGAGCAAGCCGUCCCCGGCCAAGCCCGCCUCCGCUGAGCCUCCCCAGGCCGAGAGGCCUGGCUUCUCGCUGGAUACCUCCAGCAGGUCCUCCACCGCCCUCCAGGGCUGGUCCCUGUCCUCUACGCUCAGUAGGGGGACCUCAGCUGCAUUGAGCAGUGACCGGAGCCAGCCCAGGGUCUUGGAGAACACUGCAGUCUUCUUCAAUACCACCACCACUGCCUCCACUACAGGCAACAAGUUCAAGCAUAGCUCCUCUCCUGCCUCGUCUGAGAAGCAGCACAGCUACUCUUGGUACCGGAACGCCUCAGAGAGCGACAAGAAGCCCAUGGCGUUGACCACGACGCUGAAGACGGAGUCCAAGGGGGACUCCUCCUCUUCCUACGACGCCUGGGACGCCAUCAUGGGCCUCCCCUCUCCUUCGCAAAGCCAAGCCCCCCGCAACCCCCCUUCAACGCAGUGGGCCUCCAGUGUUAGCGCCACUAGCGGAUAUGCACUGGGGCGCAGCGGGGCAUCGGGCCUGGGCCUGGCGGCGGGCCGGACCAGGGAGCAGCAGAAGGUCCCUUCUCCCCCGCGACCACACAGCCCCGGUGAGAGCGAGGAUUUCGGGAGCGAUUGGGACAUCCCGGUCGAGCCAUCGUUGGACCAAUCCCAGACCUCCUCUUCCUCGCUUCUUCGAAGCACCAAUUGUCGGACGUACAGGAGACCCAACAAGCAGGGUGCCGGGAAGUCAUCAGAUCCUGGCGGUGUGCCUGCUGCUGGCCCCCCCAAGAACCCGUCCGACACCAGUAAUAAGCCAAGCGGCAGUGGGAGGGGCCGGGCCAGGGACUUCACCGUGCUCCACCCUUCCUGCCUGUCGGUGUGCAACGUCACCAUUCAGGAGCGAGGGGUGGAGGACUUUACCAGUGGCGGGCCGCCCUCUAGUGGUGGUGUCGUUGGUGGUGGUGUCGCUGGUGGUGUUGGUGGUGGUGGUGGUAGUAGCGAUGUAAGCGGUCUUGGUCUCGCUACCUCAGGCAGUGCUGUCGAACUCGCUGAGGCAGGAUGGCAGCGUAAGAAGAGUGAAGCGGAGGUGACCAAACCCAGGGUGAGGCCUGCCCAGAGCAAAGUGAAGAAGGACGCCAAGAAGGACCUGUUUGGGUUUGACGACCCCGACGUCCAGCAGGGAGCCGACCACAGCGACCAACCAGCGGGCAGCUCCAAUUACAAGAUUAAAUACUUUGGCUUCGACGACAUGAGCAACAGCGACAGCGAGCAUGAUGAGGCCCCUGGCGAGCACGCCAUGCUCUCCAAGAGGAGGAAGAAGGCCAAGAGCGUCAUGGAGUUGGACAUGGUGGAGUCCCCGGUCUCCAUGGAAACACCCGUGGACAGCCCGCCCGACCCCUUUGACAGAUGGAAGGCCCUGGAGGAACUGGAGGCUAAGGAGAAGAAAACCACAGAGAUCCGGCGGCCAGACAGAAGUAUGGGAACAGACUCCCUGGCAGAGAGCCUCAGGGUGGCCCAGGCCCUGCUCUCCCCAAGGAGGCCAGCCAGCAGCAAGCAGGCUGACAAGAACCAGGAGAGCCACCGACGCAUCUUCAAGAAGUCUCCUACCAAGGCGGUCUACAACGCCAGACACUGGGCCGUGGACAGUGAAGAGGACGCCCCCCCCAGUGGUGUCUUUGCCUCGAUCACAGACCAACACCGUGGUGGCCUCGGGCUCCACCAAGGACUCCAGCUCCCAGAAGGACGAUGGGCUCUUCAAAGCCCCCCCCGCCGCCCCCAGGGUCACCAAAGUCCACCACCAUCCCCACAGAGCCCUACCAGGACAUGGUCCACUGCACUCAAGUGUCGCAAAGGAGCACACAGAGGUAGGCUGUUCACGGUGGUGCAGCACGUGAAGCACUUCAACGAUGUGGUGGAGUUUGGGGAGAACCAGGAGUUCACGGACGACUUUGAGUACCUGGCCACAGGUCUCAAGAGUGGACAGCCCUUGAACACACGCUGCCUUAGGGCCCCGUCCACUGGGGAACCUUCCCUCGUCUCACCCAUAGGGCCCAGUCCACUGGGGAACCUUCCCUCGUCUCACCCAUAG